Molecule: messenger RNA, 3971 nt
Organism: Biomphalaria glabrata
Lineage: Eukaryota; Metazoa; Mollusca; Gastropoda; Planorbidae
Product: aryl hydrocarbon receptor nuclear translocator homolog
Exons: 16
Coding region: 188-2038 (616 amino acids)
Biological process (GO): regulation of transcription by RNA polymerase II
Cellular component (GO): transcription regulator complex; cytoplasm; aryl hydrocarbon receptor complex
Molecular function (GO): DNA-binding transcription factor activity, RNA polymerase II-specific; protein dimerization activity; RNA polymerase II cis-regulatory region sequence-specific DNA binding
Source: RefSeq, a predicted model, not a curated record
GGAAAUUUAUAUAGGCCUACUUUUAGUUCCGCUUAUUCCUUAACCACAACAAUUGGCGUAUGCCAACAAUAUCUUUGUUCUUUUAUUGUUAAAAAGCUACAUUAAAAAAAUAGAAUAUAUAGAGACUUAUUAUCUUUAAAAUCUAGAUCUAGUCUGUUUGCCAAGAGUAAAGACUAGAUUUUACGCUAUGGCCACCGUAACAUUGUCACCUGGGCCAUCGGGGUCGGAUGGGAAACAAAGAAAAAGAAAAAAUGGUCAAGAAUCUGAUGAUGAAGACAGCCAGGGAGGAUCUUUUCCUGAGAGUGCUGAUAAAGAGAGGUUUGCCAGGGAAAGCCAUUGCGAAAUUGAAAGAAGGCGUAGAAACAAAAUGACAGCUUACAUAAAUGAACUUUGUGAUAUGGUGCCUACCUGCAGCACAUUAGCCAGAAAACCAGAUAAGCUGACAAUCUUACGAAUGGCUGUUUCACACAUGAAAACUUUGAGAGGCACAGGCAACACCAAUAAUGAUGGAUCCUACAGGCCUUCUUUUUUAACAGAUCAGGAACUUAAACAUCUCAUCCUAGAGGCUGCAGAUGGGUUUUUGUUUGUGGUUCAAUGUGAUACUGGAAGAAUAGUGUAUGUGUCAGAUUCAAUUACACCUGUGUUAAACCAAAGUCAGGGUGACUUAUUUGGCACAACUUUGUAUGAUUUGACCCACCCAGAUGAUGUGGAGAAAGUUCAAGAGCAACUUUCAACCUCAGAGUCUCAAAACACUGGCAGGAUUUUAGAUCUUAAAACUGGAACAGUGAAAAAAGAAGGACAUCAGUCGUCUAUACGUCUAUGCAUGGGAUCUCGAAGAGGCUUUAUAUGUAGGUUAAGAAUGGGAAAUGUACAGUCUGACCCAAUGACAGCAAAUCACACUGUCCGCAUGCGUCAAAGGAAUACACUAGGACCUGCUUCUGAUGGCAACCAUUAUGCAGUUGUUCAUGUCACAGGAUAUAUAAAAAAUUGGCCCCCUUCAGCUGGUGUACAACUGGACAGAACAGAUUCAGAUGAACAUGGUGGCAGUCACUGUUGCCUUGUGGCUAUUGGUCGGCUGCAGGUCACAAAUACGCCAAACUGUAGUGAUAUCAUGGGACCAAAUCCUCCAACUGAAUUCAUCUCACGGCACAGCAUGGAUGGAAAAUUUACUUUUGUAGAUCAGAGGGUAACGGCUGUUCUUGGCUACCAGCCACAAGAACUCUUGGGUAAACUAGCAUUUGAAUUUUAUCACCCAGAAGAUCAAACUCAUAUGAAAGAAACAUUUGAGCAAGUUCUGAAAUUAAAGGGUCAGGUAAUGUCUAUAAUGUAUAGAUUUAGAGCAUCUAACAGAGAAUGGGUUUGGUUGAGGACCAGCAGUUUUAGUUUCCAGAACCCAUACACAGAUGAAGUUGAGUACAUUGUGUGUACAAACACUCUAGUCAAAAGUUCUCAACAGGGACAGAUAACUCCUAUCCACAAUCCGGCAGAGCAGACUUCUGAUGGAACCAUGCCAAGCAUUCCUUCUUAUGCAGGUGGUGCUAGAAUAAUACAUUCAGAUCCUAUGGGUUUAGCCUCCACUGGGGCUGCUAAGCCUGACUACCCUACAGAUCUUUAUCACAUGAACCAACGGCCGCCCAUGCAACAGGAAGUUUAUCCAGGAUAUCAAACAACAGGGACAAUGAAGUAUCCUGUCCACCCUUCGGCCACUCCUCCUCAAGCCAUGGCAGCAGGUAUGGGAAUGAGGCGCAGUCCUGCUCAGACCACACCUGGAGGCUGGACUCACCAAGGAGCCUUUGCCAGAACUGAUGUUAGCACUGAUUAUGGAGCAUCAGCUGGUCACUAUAAUACUAUUAGUCCUGCUAGUAAUUCAGCAGGUUCCAUGUGGCCUCAACAGUGGCAGCCUACUGAAGCCACAGGACAACAGCAGCAGCAUACAUCUCAGUCUCAGGAGGAAUUUACAGAAAUGUUUGGCAUGCUUGGAGGCCCACCAAGUGAGUUUAGUGAACUGUCUGGGAUGUUCCCCAACUUUCCAGAAUAGAUUCUUUCACUUGGAGAAAGAUAGAUCCUUUCACUUGGAGAAAGACUUUUGACACAGUAGCUACACAUCCCACCUGGAGGCAAUCUCCAUCAUAUGAACUUGUUGCCUGGCAGCAGAGUCCCGCAUUUGUAGUAUGGCUUUACAUUAUGUUUGACAUUUAAACCAACAGUUCUUAGGGAAAUGUGAACCAUGGUUGUGACAGUGUCAUGAUGUCUCCAGGGUCACUGUCAUUUUCAACAUUGUGCUUCACAUAUGAACCAAAUUUGAUGGGAGCUCUACAAUGUUAGUCUAUAUUAAACUCAACGUGUACAGUUUUUGGCGGAAAUGCAUGCAGCUUCUACAUUUGGCCUUGAUGUUCACACCAAUAUAGCUCAUCAGCUCUAUAUCUUGUAGUUCAUGCACUUUGAGGCCGAAUUUUCAGAAUUACAAUUUGGAGAGUAGUUAACACACUGAAAGCCAUAAUGAAUCAUUGUUCUACAACUUUGUGUUGAUGCCAUCUCCUUUGUGUGUACAUACAUGUUGUCUCUAUGGCACUCUUGUUAACUAUCUCUAUGGAAGAAACAUUUUUUUUUUCCUGUGCUUUUAUGUAAUUAAACAAAAAGAUUUUUUUUAAACUAUUGACUAGAAUGUGAUGGAUCUUAUUAUUAUUAUUGUUAUUUAUGUUUUUUUCCAAAAUUAUGUUUUUAUUACAAUCGCUAUUAAAGAAAAUUGGUUAAAGGGAUGGUAGGGCUUUGUUGUCCGUACCAUUUACUUAAGAUAUUGAGAUUAUUUUCUAUUUACACUUUAAUGUAAGAAAAGUUUUUAUAUCUUGUCUAAUACUAAAGGCAUUUCUAACAUCUAUGUAUUCUAAGCAGUGCUAGAAUAUUAUUUCCUGUAGUGUAUUGUAUACUGUACUAUAUGGAAUACAAUUAUCCAAACAUGAUUUGGGUUUAUAAAUUAUUGUAGGAUUUGGUAUGCUUGAUCUAAUUUCACUAACUUGAAGUGUUAUUUUUCUCUAACCAAAUAGAUUUAUGAAAUGAUGUCACUUUCCUUCCUAUGCUGUGGAAUGAUAAACUUUGAUGUUUUUGUUUUUGUAAUUAUUUAUUGUUGAACUAAGCAGAUUGUUUGUGAUCUGCAGAAACAUCUCCCCACUCUCCCUUUUUAUAAAACUUGUUACAGUGCUAAACUGAUGAAUAUAUAUAUAUAUAUAUAUGUGUAAAUAUAUUUAGAAAGAAAAAGAAAGAUAUUCUUUUCUGGCAAAUGAUGUUAUUUUGACUUUUGAAGGUCUUGGUCAAUAUUCGCUGGUCCUAUAGACAAUAGACUAGUUUAGUAUAAAUAUUGCCUGUAACUAAGCCUUACACCCAACUAUGAAUAUCAAGCUCUAGAAUAUUCCAUUGGGGAUUAUAGCACUUUCAAAUAAUUAAUAAAAAAUGUAAUGAACAUUUAGCAUUGUCUAAUCUGUGGACUUCUAUAAAUUAUUUCUAUUAUAAUAGUAACAGCAGCUGGCCUGUAACUCUGAAUUUAAUGAUUGUAAUUAAAACUGUAAUUCCCCCAUGUGUAAUGCACUUCCCCUCCUGUGUUGAUCAUCUGACUGGCUACUGUUGAUCAUGUGAUUAGAGAGAACAUAAUGCAGGUGUUUUCCUUUAUUCAGAGUUCACAACAUUGAUAGCUUCGCCUUAAAAGUCAUGUUGAAGUCUGGCACACUAUACAUAUUAUAUAUCGAUAUAUUUAUAUCUUUGAAUGAACAUAAUUUUUCUUCUUUGCUAAAUUCUGUGUCUCCAAUCAAGUCAUCAUGUUGUUUGUCCUGAAAUGAUCCUUGUCACUUUGCUCCGUGGGGAGUUGUUUUAUUUUUUUUUCUCUUGUUUUGAUUUCCAAUGUUUGUUGUCAUAAUGUAAGACUUGGAAGAACUGAAACCAAAUGAUUACAACAUUCAAUAAAACUUUGAAGGCUUCAA